AUGCCGAGGCAACAUGGCAGACCAAGUAAGCAGACAGGUGGCAGGAACACUGAACCUACCAAUAGGGGCCCGGAGGUUGGGGAGAACCCACCGGGUGGCAAAAAGAAGGUGAAUGAUUCAGUGGGUCAGGAGACGAUGUCCGAGGGAGAGUCUAGUACUCCCCAAGCAAGGUCUGCUUAUGUUUUAUUUGAUCCUAGUGCCACACAUUCAUUUAUAUCUAGCAUGUAUGCACUUAUAGAUAGGUUGGUUAAACCUAUGCCUGAAGAGUUAUUUAUCUCUACCCCUUUGGGAGAUGUGAUAAACUUCUAUGCUGAUUUACUUCCUUUAGAACUGUUGGAGUUUGAUGCUAUCCUGGGGAUGGAUUUUCUAAGGAAUUUGAUAUCGAUAGUGAACGCUCGGAAGCUAUUGAGCAAGGGAUGUAAAGCCUAUCUGGCUCAUGUGAUGGUUGCUCAAGGGAAAGAGCUGAACCCAGAAGAUGUCCCAGUAGUAAAUGAAUUUCAGGAUGUAUUUCCUGAAGAAUUAUCGAGAUUACCACCUGACAGGGAGGUGGAGUUUAUUAUUGACUUAGUUCCAGGAACAACUCCUAUAUCGCAGGCACCGUAUAGAAUGGUGCCGACUGAGUUGAAAGAACUAAAGGUUUAG
Messenger RNA from Benincasa hispida (wax gourd), 642 nucleotides. The record is from RefSeq and is a predicted model, not a curated record. Lineage: Eukaryota; Viridiplantae; Streptophyta; Magnoliopsida; Cucurbitales; Cucurbitaceae.